Molecule: messenger RNA, 2244 nt
Organism: Triticum aestivum (bread wheat)
Lineage: Eukaryota; Viridiplantae; Streptophyta; Magnoliopsida; Poales; Poaceae
Exons: 3
Coding region: 15-1988 (657 amino acids)
Molecular function (GO): protein binding
Source: RefSeq, a predicted model, not a curated record
UUCUCUUUUUCCUGAUGGAAGUGCAACCGAGACGCCGCCUCAAGCGCUCGCCGCCGCCGCCGUCGCCGCAUGGAGGUCGCCCGGUUUGUGAUCCAGACGGAGAUGACCACAUCAGCGCCCUCCCCCAAGACAUGCUCAUCCAGAUCCUCGUGCGCCUGCGCUGCGCCCGCGCCGCCGCGCGCACCGGCGUCCUCUCGCGCCGGUGGCGUGGCCUCUGGGCCGGCCUCCCCGAUCUCAUCUUUCGCGACCUCCCGACCGGCAAGAUUAUAGCGGCGCUAGACCGCGUCGGCCUUCCCGCAGCCGUUUCUCUUCUCGACAUCCGUUUCCCGUUUUUUUGGUCGAGGGAGUGGGGCAAGGCCGAAGACUCCAGCGCCAAGUCGCUGCUGCGCGCCGCCGCGCGGGUCUCACCGGAGGAGCUCGUCUUCAUCCUCCCGUGGUCUUCUGCUGUAAAACCAGGACGUCCCGUCGAGAUCGCCAUGCCGUGCUUCCGCCGGGCCACAUCGAUCGAGCUGGACACGUGUCACCUCCGCCUCAAGCCACCGCCCGCUGGCGAGCUCCCCGUGCUCGAGAGGUUGUCUCUCUCCGGCAACAUUGUCGACCUUGGCACCAUGAUCAGCCGCUGCCCACGCCUACGUGUGCUCAGCGUCACCUUUCGCGACGCCGAUCCGGACUCGCUGGAAGCGGCGCUGGCCUCGCUGGAAGCGGCUGCAGCUCUCGGCCUCGUCGUGUCCCUCCUCCGCAUCAACCACAUUACUAUUCGUAGUAUGAGGCACAGCAUGGGGAUGUACAAUAUUGGGGUCGCUCGCUUCGUGUCCCUUCUGGGUGCCAUGGCAAGGCUCUCACCGCAGGAGCUCGUCCUCACCCAGGGCUACCAAGAAUGCUAUAAUGUCGACCUGCCCCGCUUCGACCGCACCACGUCGAUUGAGAUGAACUUGUACGCCGUCUGCUUCACAGUGCUACCGGCGGGCGAGUUCCCCGCGCUCGAGAAGCUGUCCCUCGAGGGUUGCACCAUCCCCGACCUUUGCACAUUGGUCACCCGCUGUCCGCGCUUGCGCAUUCUCAGGGCGGCCAUAGAUAAUCAUACAGACAACCUCACAGUCCACUCGACGUCGCUACAGGAGCUUUACCUUGAUGCCCAUAAAGACACGGAAUGUCAGGGCAUUGACAUUGUGACUCCAUUGCUUAAACAGCUGAACCUGAAGGUCAAGGCCGACAUGGACCUCAGUGUCUCUAUCGCGACGCCGAUGGUGGAGAAGGUCUCAUUGAGGCUCUCGUAUACAAAGUUUCCUCUUUUAUUUGGUUUUUUGUCGCUCGAGAGCAUGAGGUUAGAGACCAUAGAGUGCGACAAAUACAAAGAUGGGGGGCUCAGCAACAUCAACGACCAGGAAGGGGCGUCUUUGCAGCCCCCUCGCAUUCAUGUCCUUGUCUUGAACAUAUUUCCCUAUAAUAUUUUUCAUUCUGGUGCAGCGCUGCUAAACUUUGCGGAUGAGAUGAAGAAACUUCUGAUUACCAACUUUUCUGCGUUGGAGCUACAUCUCAGCACAAAGGGGCAUGUCCUUGGAGCAUUGAUGUUGCGUCUCCUAGGGAUGCAUCAAAUUCGAACCGCUGUACAGAGGCUUAAGGUUAUCCUAUCAGAGUGGUGCCGGAUUUCACAAACAUCAAAAUGUCUUGAAAAAUGUCUUUGUAAUGAGCCCAAGAACUGGAGGAGCCAAAGUAUCUCCUUGACUCAUCUUGAAGAAGUAAAAAUUGAAGGCUUCAGCGGAGGGAGCAGUGAGAUUGAUUUCAUCACAAUGGUAUUCAGAUGGGCGCCAAUGCUUAAAACAAUGACCAUCAGGCUGGCGUAUGACAUUAAACAAAGUGUCAUCGAAGCUUGCGUCAUGAAUAUCAGCAAUAUAUGUUUGAUGUAUCCUUCUGUUGAUUGCUUUAUUUAUCCCAAUUAUUAUGGUGAACUGGUUUGGCGUACGCCCAUAAAGUUGCCAUUCUUCUAGCUAGAUGCAAGGUGGUCAUUGCUGGAGUGGUUAUGGGGCAUGAUUAAAAUCUUUAUCAGGCAUGGUUAAAAUCAAUGUGGGCUUUGUUUGCUUCAUAGACAAGAAAUGCUCCUUGGUGCAGCAAGAAUAUUUUCCAUUAGGAGGAUGCAAGCUGUAUACUUGGUCUAGAUCAUCUCAUGCUUAAUGUGGAACCUAUUCCCUGUAAUAUCCCACAAAAUGUUUUCCGUAUGGGAGGUGCAACUGUUUGUUAGUUCUA